UAUGUAGCCUUUUCAUUUUCAUGAGAGUGAAGUGAUUUUUAGAAUUCUUAGUCCUUUUCUUUAGAAGAACAUUUCUACGGAAUAAUACAAGAAGAUUUAAGAAUCAUUGAAGUUAUAAAACUUUGGAAUGAACAAACUCAGAAUGGUGCUACUUGAAGACUCUGGAUCUGCUGACGUCAGAAGACAUUUUGUCAACUUGAGUCCCUUCACUAUUGCUGUGGUCUUACUUCUCAGUGCCUGUUUUGUCACCAGUUCUCUUGGAGGAACAACCAAGGAGCUGAGGCUGGUGGAUGGUGAAAGCAAGUGUAGUGGGAGAGUGGAAGUGAAAGUCCAGGAGGAGUGGGGAACGGUGUGUAAUAAUGGCUGGAGCAUGGAAGCGGUCUCUGUGAUUUGUAACCAGCUGGGAUGUCCAACUGCUAUCAAAGCCACUGGAUGGGCUAAUUCCAGUGCAGGUUCUGGACGCAUUUGGAUGGAUCACGUUUCUUGUCGUGGGAAUGAGUCAGCUCUUUGGGACUGCAAACAUGAUGGAUGGGGAAAGCAUAGUAACUGUACUCACCAACAAGAUGCUGGAGUGACUUGCUCAGAUGGAUCCGAUUUGGAAAUGAGGCUGACGAAUGGAGGGAAUAUGUGUUCUGGAAGAAUAGAGAUCAAAUUCCAAGGACAGUGGGGAACAGUGUGUGAUGAUAACUUCAGCAUCGAUCAUGCAUCUGUGGUUUGUAAACAACUUGAAUGUGGAAGUGCUGUCAGUUUCUCUGGUUCAGCUAAUUUUGGAGAAGGCUCUGGACCAAUCUGGUUUGAUGAUCUUAUAUGCAACGGAAAUGAGUCAGCUCUCUGGAACUGCAAACAUCAAGGAUGGAGAAAGCAUAACUGUGAUCAUGCUGAGGAUGCUGGAGUGAUUUGCUCAAAGGGAGCAGAUCUGAGCCUAAGACUGGUAGAUGGAGUCACUGAAUGUUCAGGAAGAUUAGAAGUGAGAUUCCAAGGAGAAUGGGGGACAAUAUGUGAUGACGGCUGGGACAGCCAUGAUGCUGCUGUGGCAUGCAAGCAACUGGGAUGUCCAACUGCUAUCACCGCCAUUGGUCGAGUUAACGCCAGUGAGGGAUUCGGACACAUCUGGCUUGACAGUGUUUCUUGCCAGGGACAUGAACCUGCGGUCUGGCAAUGUAAACACCAUGAAUGGGGAAAGCAUUAUUGCAAUCACAAUGAAGAUGCUGGCGUAACAUGUUCUGAUGGAUCAGAUCUGGAGCUAAGACUUAGAGGUGGAGGCAGCCGCUGUGCUGGGACAGUUGAGGUGGAGAUUCAGAGACUGUUAGGGAAGGUGUGUGACAGAGGCUGGGGACUGAAAGAAGCUGACGUGGUUUGCAGGCAGCUGGGAUGUGGAUCUGCACUCAAAACAUCCUAUCAAGUAUACUCCAAAAUCCAGGCAACAAACACGUGGCUGUUUCUAAGUAGCUGUAACGGAAAUGAAACUUCUCUUUGGGACUGCAAGAACUGGCAAUGGGGUGGACUUACCUGUGAUCACUAUGAAGAAGCCAAAAUUACCUGCUCAGCCCACAGGGAACCCAGACUGGUUGGAGGAGACAUUCCCUGUUCUGGACGCGUUGAAGUGAAGCAUGGUGACACAUGGGGCUCCGUCUGUGAUUCGGACUUCUCUCUGGAAGCUGCCAGCGUUCUAUGUAGGGAAUUACAGUGUGGCACAGUCGUCUCUAUCCUGGGGGGAGCUCACUUUGGAGAGGGAAAUGGACAGAUCUGGGCUGAAGAAUUCCAGUGUGAGGGACAUGAGUCCCAUCUUUCACUCUGCUCAGUAGCACCCCGCCCAGAAGGAACUUGUAGCCACAGCAGGGAUGUUGGAGUAGUCUGCUCAAGUAAGACCCAGAAAACAUCUUUAGUUGGUUCUCAUACUGUGAAAGGGACGGGAUUAGGGAAUCAUAGCUGUCUUUUUCUAAAGCCCUGUCUCCUUCCAGGAUACACAGAAAUUCGCUUGGUGAAUGGCAAGACCCCAUGUGAGGGCAGAGUGGAGCUCAAAACGCUUGGUGCCUGGGGAUCCCUCUGCAACUCUCACUGGGACAUAGAAGAUGCCCACGUUCUUUGCCAGCAGCUUAAAUGUGGAGUUGCCCUUUCUACCCCAGGAGGAGCACAUUUUGGAAAAGGAAAUGGUCAGGUCUGGAGGCAUAUGUUUCACUGCACUGGGACUGAGCAGCACAUGGGAGAUUGUCCUGUAACUGCUCUGGGUGCUUCACUAUGUCCUUUAGGGCAAGUGGCCUCUGUAAUUUGCUCAGGAAACCAGUCGCAAACACUGUCCUCAUGCAAUUCAUCAUCUCUGGGCCCAACAAGGCCUACCAUUCCAGAAGAAAGUGCUGUGGCCUGCAUAGAGAGUGGUCAACUUCGCUUGGUAAAUGGAGGAGGUCGCUGUGCUGGGAGAGUAGAGAUUUAUCAUGAGGGCUCCUGGGGCACCAUCUGUGAUGACAGCUGGGACCUGAGCGAUGCCCAUGUGGUGUGCAGACAGCUGGGCUGUGGAGAGGCCAUUAAUGCCACUGGUUCUGCUCAUUUUGGAGAAGGAACAGGGCCCAUCUGGCUGGAUGAGAUGAAAUGCAAUGGAAAAGAAUCCCGCAUUUGGCAGUGCCAUUCACAUGGCUGGGGGCAGCAAAACUGCAGGCACAAGGAGGAUGCAGGAGUUAUCUGCUCAGAGUUCAUGUCUCUCAGAUUGACCAGUGAAGCCAGCAGAGAGGCCUGUGCAGGACGUCUAGAAGUUUUUUACAACGGAGCUUGGGGCAGCGUUGGCAGGAGUAGCAUGUCUGAAACCACUGUGGGUGUGGUGUGCAGGCAGCUGGGCUGUGCAGACAAAGGGAAAAUCAACCCUUCAUCUUUAGACAAGGCCAUGUCCAUUCCCAUGUGGGUGGACAAUGUUCAGUGUCCAAAAGGACCUGACACGCUGUGGCAGUGCCCAUCAUCUCCAUGGGAGAAGAGACUGGCCAGGCCCUUGGAGGAGACCUGGAUCACAUGUGACAACAAGAUAAGACUACAAGAAGGACCCACUUCCUGUUCUGGACGUGUGGAGAUCUGGCAUGGAGGUUCCUGGGGGACAGUGUGUGAUGACUCCUGGGACUUGAACGAUGCUCAGGUGGUGUGUCAACAACUUGGCUGUGGUCCAGCUUUGAAAGCAUUCAAAGAAGCAGAGUUUGGUCAGGGGACUGGACCCAUAUGGCUCAAUGAAGUGAAGUGCAAAGGGAAUGAGUCUUCCUUGUGGGAUUGUCCUGCCAGACGCUGGGGCCACAGUGAGUGUGGACAUAAGGAAGACGCUGCAGUGAAUUGCACAGAUAUUUCAGCGCACAAAACCCCACAAAAAGCCACAACAGGUCACACAUCCCGUCAGUCAUCCCUUAUUGCAGUAGGAAUCCUUGGAGUUGUUCUCUUGGCCAUUUUCAUCGCAUUAUUCUUGACUCAAAAGCGAAGACAGAGACAGCGGCUUACAGUUUCCUCAAGAGGAGAGAACUUAGUCCACCAAAUUCAAUACAGGGAGAUGAAUUCUUGCCUGAAUGCAGAUGAUCUGGACCUAAUGAAUUCCUCAGAAAAUUCCAAUGAGUCAGCUGAUUUCAAUGCUGCUGAACUAAUUUCUGUGUCUAAAUUUCUUCCUAUUUCUGGAAUGAAAAAGGAGGCCAUUCUGAGGCACACUGAAAAGGAAAAUGGGAAUUUAUAACCCAGUGAGCCUUGAAGAUACCUUGAUGAAGACCUGGACUAUUGAAUGGAGCAGAAAUUCACCUCCCUCACUGACUAUUACAGUUGCAUUUUUAUGGAGUUCUUCUUCUUCUAGUAUUCCUAAGACUGCUGCUGACUUUAUAAAAAUUAAGUUUGUGAAUGUGACUACUUAAUAGUGUAUAUGAGACUUUCAAGGGAAUUAAAUAAGUAAAUAAAUAAGAAUAUUACUGAUUUGA
Molecule: messenger RNA, 3929 nt
Organism: Cercocebus atys (sooty mangabey)
Lineage: Eukaryota; Metazoa; Chordata; Mammalia; Primates; Cercopithecidae
Gene: CD163
Product: CD163 molecule
Exons: 16
Coding region: 128-3694 (1188 amino acids)
Cellular component (GO): membrane
Source: RefSeq, a predicted model, not a curated record